UAAUGAUGUAAAUUGUACUUUUAGUAUAAUGUAUAAUGUUCAUGUGUCUGAAAGGGCGUUAUAUGUUCGAUACCUCGAAAACUCGUUUCCAUUAAGUUGCAAUUUAUUCUGCCACCGAUGACGUCGUCUUCUUUAAACUUUUUUUUUUGAUUUUAGCGUUUGAGUAUUACCGAGUUGGGGGUUAUUUAAUAUAUUACUUUCUGUUAUUUUCUAUUUUCCCCCCUGUAAUAUGGUAAUUAAGCACCAUUAGAAAAUUACGUCAUUUGUUGCCGUAUUUUAUUGUAGAGUACCAAUUAAAUGUAGGGGGAGGCAGCUAUUUACACAAAUCAGCUGUUUUUAACCCAAGAAGUGGGGGAAAAAGAGAGAAACUACCUUAAAAAAGAGAGCGUAUGCACUUUGCGGGUAUCAAAUCGUAAGCUUUCCAUGCAGAGCUUAGCGAGAGGACCUGCUCACAGCUUUAGAACCAAAAAGCUUGUCAAUACAAUUCCGAAAAACAAGAGGCGCAACAGAGUUCGCCGUGUCGGGCUCUCUGCUGUGCUUUGAUUCCGAAAAAAAUGCGUGCUAGCUGCAUGAAAAAGAAAACUUGGUCAUUUUAUCGCUCAGUUAGGGUCGGGUUUGCAAAACAACAGCACAGUGAAAACGGAUACAAAUUUGAGCGAAAUAUUGACAUUCAAAUACCAGCGCAAGAGUCAAAACAAUAAGCGGAGUAUAGACAAUAGCUCUCUCUAUAUGGAAUAUACUAAAAGAGAGUUAAUUCAAAGGAAAUCAACAAAAUACAACACGGUAGCCAUCGAAUAAUUCAUAUGUAACACACAUACAAAUAUCCAUGUAUAUAUAAGCUUAAAUGCUUUAUCGAAGCCUUUAAAAGUGUAAAGAAAUUAGAAGAGAACGAAUCAACGUGUGAAAUUCAAGAUUACCUGUGUUUCGGAUUUAUAAAGUGCUCCCUUUUAAGUUGAUUUUGUUGUUACGUACGGAUGCAUUAUCAUAACAUGGGCUGCGUCUUUGAAUCAGCGAGAGAGCAGCCCAAGCAGAGUACAAGAAAACAAACACAAAAUCAAUGCUCUCGCAUAACAUCAACAUUAGUAAGGAACAUAGAAAUCAAGGAUAACUAUAAACAAAGUCAUAAAACUCAAACAGCAGCAGCAACAGCAACCGCCAAACAUCUAAAAGCACCAGCUCAAGUGCUUUUAGCGGAGCAACAACAACAACAGUUUUGUCAAGUGGCGCAUGAUAACAAGGUCGCGUUGGCGACACGCGAAACAAUUCUAACAAUCAAUAUUCAGGCAUCGAGGCAGCCAAGCACUUUGCAAAUAAAUUGCUCCAACUGCUACAGCCGCAGCACAAAGAUUACAAAAAAUGAGCAGCGACGCUACCGACGUAUUCAUUGGUGCCAGCAUCAUGCGGCCAGAGGAUGUGGCAGCUGCACUGGCAGGAGUAACGACAUUGGUGCAGGAGCGACUUUGGCUGGCAUUUCCAGCCAAGCGCAAACUGACCUAGCGAACCUCCUGGACGAGAAAGGCAAGGAUCGGCAGGAACAGCAUGAGAGGGAUGGGCGUAGAGAUGUAGAACAGCCAUUAGCUUAUCUUACGUGGCGUCUAGGCAAUGUCGCCAGCGCUGUCGUACCCAUCACCAUGUCAGCCGCAAUUCUAUCUACUCUGAGCACCACCUUAGCAGCCGGAUAUCAGUAUCUGGCGCAGCAUUAUAAGCAAUAUAGCCAAUCGUUCAGUUUCCAUGCGGCAUCCAGUGUUGUAUUGAUGCUCUGCUAUCUGACGACCACAUCCAUGGCCGCUGCAACACAGUCAGAGACGGUUGCCAUGGACAAGCAUCCUAUCAUCGAUUGGUCAAAAUUCGACGAGUCCAGUUCGGAUAAGGAAAUUUUAGAUUUAUUACUUGAGAAGAAACGCUACGAUAAACGAUUACUGCCGCCGGUAAAUGAUGAAGACUUUUGUUGUGGCUUACAAUCGCCCGACAUGGCCACAAAUCAAAAUGCGCGGAGACCACAUAAUCGCGGCACCCUGACGGUUAAUGUUAAUGUAUUGCUUUUAAGCUUAGCAUCGCCCGACGAGAGCAGUUUGAAAUAUGAAGUGGAAUUUCUGUUGAAUCAGCAGUGGAACGAUCCACGCUUGCAAUAUGGCAAUAAGUCCCACUACGAUUUCUUAAAUGCUUUGCAUCAUCAUGAUAGUAUCUGGACGCCCGACACAUAUUUCAUUAUGCAUGGCGAUUUCAAGGAUCCCAUCAUACCAAUGCAUUUCGCUUUAAGAAUAUUUCGAAACGGGACCAUUACGUACGCAAUGAGACGGCAUUUGAUAUUGUCCUGUCAGGGAAGUCUACAUAUAUUCCCAUUCGAUGAUCCAAAAUGCUCCUUCUCAAUGGAAAGCAUUUCCUACGAGGAAGCACAAAUCAAAUAUGUCUGGAAGAAUGAUGAAGACACAUUACGCAAAAGCCCUUCGUUGACCACACUGAAUGCAUAUUUGAUUAAAAAUCAAACAACGGCCUGUGAUCAAAAUAGUUGGAGAGGUAAUUACAGUUGCCUACAAGUCGAAAUGACAUUUACCCGUGAUCGUGCGUAUUAUUUUACAACCGUUUUUAUACCUGGCAUUAUAUUGGUCACCUCGUCGUUUAUCACAUUUUGGCUAGAAUGGAAUGCAGUACCAGCCCGGGUUAUGAUCGGCGUGACAACAAUGUUGAAUUUCUUCACUACCUCGAAUGGUUUCCGCAGCACCCUGCCCGUUGUCUCCAAUCUGACGGCAAUGAAUGUGUGGGACGGCGUCUGCAUGUGCUUCAUUUACGCCUCUUUACUGGAGUUUGUUUGUGUCAAUUAUGUGGGACGUAAGCGUCCGCUUCACAAUGUCGUCUAUCGUCCGGGUGAAAAUCCCGUAACACAGCGUCUUCCAGCGGUACUAAGCAGGAUCGGAGUAAUUCUUGCAAGUCCUUUGGCGAGCACCAUCACCACACCGGACAUGGCCGGUACGCCGCUCCCAAAGAACUUAGCCGCGCCCGAAUCCUCACCGGGCACACAAAAGCCUGCGGAGAACGAAUUUGUUGGCGGCAUGCGGUGGCAAGAGGCACAUGGUGGCAUCAUUGGUGCAGCAGUCCAAAAUUUGCGAGCACGUUCCAUUAAACGUAAAAGCGGCCACGACGCCACAAGAAGCGCGUCAUCAAAGUCCACAUCGCCAGGUCUAAAGUCCACCUCAUUGGCUACCGAGCAUAUUUAUGAAGAGCCUGAGCCGGGUAGAAAUGUGGCUUCGACAAGUGUUAGAUUUGAAGAUGUACAGCAAAAGGAAAGCUCUCCCACGCUGCGCCGCUCUGUUGGCACUAGCACGCCAGCGCUGGUGGUGCGCAUCGAACAAGAAAAGGAAGAACAAGAAGGAGGUGUGAAGGAACAGUUGGAGCUGCAACCAUUGUCAUUUAUCGAAAUGGCUGAGCGCCAGCAUCAAUUAGAACUACCUUUAAAACCGCCACGCAGAAAAUCUUCGCGUUCAAAUUCACCAAGCAGCGCCUACGCGGCGGAUAUGGAAGCAAGAAUAAUAAUCGGGACAAGGACAUCCGCGGCAGAUGUUAAAAAUGGCGAAAAGCGACGUGACGCCGGAGCAGCAAAUGAGAUUGUGGCAUGCACCACAUGCGGAAGCAGCAAUAGCCCAUGCACCCACUCCGCUAAUAAUGGAUGUGCCACGGAGACCUGCUUUGUUCAGAUGCGCAAGAAAGAACCACCGCAUCCGAUACGUGUGGCGAAGACGAUUGAUGUCAUUGCGAGAAUAACAUUUCCAACAGCUUAUGCCAUAUUUCUCAUAUUUUUCUUUGUACACUAUAAGGGAUUUUCAUAAAAUUAAGCUAAAAGUAACAUCUAUUAACUUGCGCUUAAGGAAACAGCAUAAAAACAGCAUAAAAUUAUUUGAUAAUCUAAAAAUGUGGAAAUACAUCAUAAAAGUCAAAAUUUCAAAGUUAUAAAGGUCUUGCAAAGCCAUUUAACUUAUAUUUAUUAAAAAAAAAAACAACACAAACUAAUUUCUUUAAAAAUUAACAAAUAAGUUAAAGCAUAUAAAAAGCAUCUAGUAAAAAAACCAAAGCAAAACAAAGAACAAGUGAUAAACAACGCUAAUCGUCAAUAUAAACAACAAGAACAACCCUAGUUAAAAACAUAAAAUUUUUUAUUAAAAUAAAUAUACAAACGAA
Molecule: messenger RNA, 4173 nt
Organism: Drosophila novamexicana
Lineage: Eukaryota; Metazoa; Arthropoda; Insecta; Diptera; Drosophilidae
Gene: pHCl-1
Product: glutamate-gated chloride channel
Exons: 15
Coding region: 975-3824 (949 amino acids)
Biological process (GO): signal transduction; nervous system process; chloride transmembrane transport
Cellular component (GO): neuron projection; membrane; synapse
Molecular function (GO): neurotransmitter receptor activity; extracellular ligand-gated monoatomic ion channel activity; chloride channel activity
Source: RefSeq, a predicted model, not a curated record